Messenger RNA from Diaporthe citri, 4521 nucleotides. RefSeq lists its product as uncharacterized. The record is from RefSeq and is a predicted model, not a curated record. The coding region runs from base 1 to 4521 and encodes 1506 amino acids. Gene Ontology annotation, molecular function: lipid binding. Lineage: Eukaryota; Fungi; Ascomycota; Sordariomycetes; Diaporthales; Diaporthaceae. The transcript has 3 exons.
AUGGCGACUGAGCAAGCGGCAUCCGAGCUCAAACAACAGGGCGCCAUCGAGGCGGCACAGAACCCUGAGAGCUCCGUGUCAGCCGACGAUGCCCAGAAGAAGAUGCUCGAGGAGAGCAAGGCGGCUGGAGUGGCUGCCUUCACCUUUGAUCCAGAUGCAAGCCCGGAGCAGAAGAGAGCCCAGGCUAGAGAAGCAAUUCCACAAGGCUUCCAUUCGAAGCGGCCCAAAGGCGCAGCGCUCGUGACCGACCAAGACGACGGUACUAAGCCGGAGUACGAUCUGCCAGAAGCUUCCAAGGCCGGCGCUGUUGAGGUCUCGAAAGACGCCGACGGAAAAACGAUACAUGAGGACGGCGGCGACGAUGGUGGAGCAAAGAUGGGGCCCAUGACGGGCUGGGCACCCCAGUUCGGCUGGCCUGUCGAGUCUAUCCAGGAGGGUGAGAGCCUGCUCGAUCAUCAGACCUGGCUCGAGGGAAAAGUCCCGGACAAAUUCUACGGCGACUGGUACUACAAUGCCGCCGUCAUCGCGUUUGCUUGCAUAUCGUCGUGGUUUGUAGCUGUCCUUGGUGGCGGCCUCGGUUGGGUCCUCAUCAUCAUGGCUGUCUGCGCGACCUACUACCGGACCUCGCUUCGUCGAGUUCGCCGCAACUUCCGGGACGACCUGAACCGCGAGCUCUCGCUCAAGCGACUGGAGACGGACACAGAAUCUCUCGAGUGGAUCAACUCAUUCCUCGUCAAGUUCUGGCCCAUAUACCAGCCAGUGCUUGCGCAGACUAUCAUCAAUUCGGUGGAUCAGGUCCUGAGUGGCGCGACGCCUGGCUUUCUCGAUAGUCUGAAGCUCAAGACCUUCACGCUCGGCUCCAAGCCACCCCGUAUGGAGCACGUCAAGACCUACCCCAAGGCAGACGAUGACGUGGUCAUGAUGGAUUGGAAGUUCAGCUUCACUCCAAACGACACUGCCGAUAUGACAGCUCGUCAGGUCAAGAACAAGAUCAAUCCCAAAGUUGUUCUCGAAAUCAGGGUCGGCAAGGCCAUGAUCAGCAAGGGUCUCGAUGUCAUCGUUGAAGACAUGGCUUUCUCGGGUAUCAUGCGCCUGAAAAUGAAGCUGCAGCUUCCCUUUCCGCAUAUCGAGAAGGUCGAAUUGUGCUUCCUCGACCGUCCGACCAUUGACUACGUCUGCAAGCCCCUCGGUGGCGAAACUCUUGGAUUCGACAUCAACUUCAUCCCCGGCCUGGAGAGCUUUAUACUUGAACAGAUCCACGGCACAUUGGCGCCGAUGAUGUAUGCGCCAAAUGUGUUCCCUCUCGAGAUCGCCAAGAUGCUUGCUGGAUCUCCGGUUGACCAGGCCAUUGGUGUUGUCGCGAUCACUCUACACGGUGCCCAGGGGCUGAAGAACCCCGACAACUUCUCCGGCAACCCUGACGGCUAUGCUGUGGUUACCGUCAACAAGAGACAGCCAUUGGCACAGACCAAGGUUGUCAAGGAUACACCUAACCCACGGUGGAACGAGACCCACUAUAUUAUCAUUACCUCCUUCCAUGACUCCUUGGACACCGAAAUCUACGACUGGAACGAGUUCCGCAAAGACAAGGAUCUCGGUACUGCAUCAUUCGCUCUCGAGAACCUCGAAGACGACUACGAGCAUGAGAACCAGCGGCUAGAAAUCAAGUCUGGCGGGAAAGAUCGCGGUGUUCUGAUGUGUGAUAUUCGCUUCUUCCCGGUCUUGGAACCGACCAAGGACGAAGACGGAAACGAAGAGCCCGCGCCAGAGACAAACACAGGUAUUCUGCGUUUCAACGUCGAACAGGCCAAGGAUCUGGAUGGCUCAAAGAGUAUCGUCGGCCAGCUCAACCCAUACGCGAGCCUCCUGCUCAACGGCAAAGAGGUUCACACUACGAAGAAGCUGAAGAGGACCAAUAACCCAAUCUGGGACAAUGGCUCCAAAGAGAUUCUUAUCACAGAUCGUAAGACUGCCAAACUCGGCGUCGCCAUCAAGGAUGAUCGUGACCUAGCUGGAGACCAGAUCCUGGGGACCUACCAGAUCAAGCUAGACGACAUGCUUGAGCUGAUGGCUAAGGGGCAAGACUGGUACAACCUCUCUCAGACACCGACAGGCCGAGUGAAGAUGCAGGCUCAAUGGAAGCCAGUAGCCUUGUCCGGGGUUGUUGCCGGGACUGGAGGCUACCAAACACCAAUUGGUGUUAUGCGCUUCCAUUUCAAGAGCGCCAAAAACCUGCGCAAUCUCGAGGCGAUGGGCAAGUCUGAUCCAUACGUGCGCGUUCUGCUCUCUGGAAUUGAGCGGGGACGUACAGUGCACCACCGCAACACUUUGAAUCCGGACUGGGAUGAAGUCAUCUACAUUCCCGUACAUUCCGCGCGGGAGAAAUUGGCGGUUGAGGUCAUGGAUUUCGAGAAGAUGGGCAAAGAUCGCAGCCUUGGUCUGAUUGAGAUUCCUGCAAGCGAGUACAUAUCACAGGACGAGACUGGUGAAUACCUCGUCCAUGAUAAGAAAGCGCCGCGUGAAGACGGCCUUCGAAUGCACGGCAAGGGUGUUCCAAAGGGACUGCUCGACUAUACCGUUGCGUUUUAUCCUACGCUGAACGUUGCCGACCCCGAAGACGAAGAGGAAGAGGAGAAGGAGAAGGAGGGCACAUCCGCAGCAUCUCAGAACGGGGACGCGAAGCAGUCACUCGAUGUACCACGUUCUGGAGAUGCUGGGAAAUUCUCAUCUUCCCUGGGUGCACCUGCCGACGGUGACAAGGGCAAGGAUGUAACACCGCCCAAGUCGCCCGUCACACCAGUUUCUCCUAGCUUUCCUCGGAAGUCGAGGGAGGAAAGACACCCACCAAAGGUCCAUCUCACUCCUCAGGAGCUCGUCAAGUACGACUCUGGUCUCAUUAUAUUCAAACUCAUGGAGGCAGAAUUGCCCGAGAGCCAUGCUCAUAUCGAGGUGUUUGUGGACGACAUGGCUUUCCCCUCUUAUGUCUCGUCGACCGCCAAACACAAGUCUAACAAAUUCGACGAAAUCGGAGAUUGCUUCAUUCGCGAGUUGGAAUUCUCCAAGUUGACGAUCAAGGUCCGCGAGAAGGGCGGCAAGCACGGCGACGACGACAAGGAUAGCACGCUGGCUCGUCUGUCAGGCAAUACGCUGGACACACUGAAGCAGUGUUUGAACAAUCCUACCACGCUGAUAAUGAAAGACGAGGACGGAAGACCCAGCUCGGUGAAAGUCAGCCUCAAGUAUGUCCCAGUGAAGAUGCAGCUUGAUGCCAGUGAGAGCAUCAACAACAUGGGCAACCUUCGGGUUGACGUACUGGACGCUGUUGAGCUGCCAUCCGCAGACUCCAACGGGAAGAGUGACCCUUACUGCAAGUUCGAGUUGAAUGGCCGAGAGGUGUUCAAGACCAAGGUGCAGAAGAAGACGCUUCACCCGGCAUGGAACGAGUUUUUCGAGGUUCCUAUCCCCUCUCGAACUGCUGCCGAAUUCAAUGUCAAGGUCUUGGAUUGGGACUUUGCAGACAAGCCUGACUUCCUCGGCGGCGCAGCCAUCAACUUGGAGUCGCUAGACCCGUUCAAGGCCCAGGAGGUUAAGCUUAUUCUGGACGGGAAGUCAGGUGUCCUGAGACUACGCUUGCUGUUCCGUCCGGACUACGUGACGAGAACCCGACAAGGCUCGUCAACAUUCUCCGGUACAUUCGCUGCACCAGGCAGGAUAGUUACUGGCGUUGCUGGUGCACCUAUCAAAGGCGCCACAGGCAUUGUGCAUGGCAUUGGUAAAGGUGCCUCUUUCAUGAAGCGGGGCUUGACGGGCUGGAAGAAAGAUGAUGAUUCUAUCCCGGAAUCACCGUCCACCGGCCUUCAGGAGUCACCCGUGGUAAUCAACGGCGCUGAAUCGACACCUGGUGGUUUGAAGCGAUCGACUGGCCUUGGAUUCUCCGAUGCUGAUGUUUCACCGGACGCAUCGCCACAACCGGCCCUUGGUGCCAGCAAUGGAAACCACAACCGCACGAAGAGCUUUGGCGCAGCGUCCACACACAGUGCGGUAGUACCGGGGCCAGGAGCUGGCACGGCGACGUUCACCAUCGUUUCUGCUGCAGGCUUCCCGCCGUCCUCGGACUUGUUCAUUGUUGUCCAACAGACAAUGCCGAAGAACAAGACCAUCGGAAAGACCAAGCACCACAAGGCCUCAGGAGGGACCUUCACAUUUGGAGAGACAUUCAGGUGUGUCUGCGCCCCUGACGCCGCCUUCUCCAUUCAGGCCAAGGAGAACCACACCCUUAGAAGCGAUGAGGACCUGGGCGAACAGUUUUUCCCUCUUGACGAAUCACCUUCUGUGAGCGAGAAGACGAUCAGCGUUGGCGAAGGCACCGUUGUGGUAAAGAGUUCGUUCGUCUCCUCCGAAGCCAACGGCGGCGGCAGUCUGGCCCCCGGCAGCCCCAAGUCGGCCUUCUCCCGACGCAGUUUCCUGGGCAAGAGGGAGGGCAGCAGCGCCCGCAGCCGCGAGCCCACGCCGAACCCUUAG